Molecule: messenger RNA, 896 nt
Organism: Episyrphus balteatus (marmalade hoverfly)
Lineage: Eukaryota; Metazoa; Arthropoda; Insecta; Diptera; Syrphidae
Product: trypsin delta-like
Exons: 1
Coding region: 114-896 (260 amino acids)
Biological process (GO): proteolysis
Molecular function (GO): serine-type endopeptidase activity
Source: RefSeq, a predicted model, not a curated record
UCGAACUAUUAUUUAUUUGGAACACAGUUGUUUCGAAAUCAAACAAACCCUCAUUCUCGAUUUUCGACUAUAAAAGAUCAAAUUUCGAUCAGAAAAAAUCAGAAGUAGUCAAGAUGUUGCGCCUUAUCGUUGCCUUGAGUGUUGUUUGCCUAGUAGCCGGUUUAGAUUCCGCCGAAAAUCUAAACAACACUGACCGUGUUGUCAAUGGCAGAGGUGCUACUGCUCUAGAAUUUCCAUACCAAGUAUCGAUCGAGCAAGAUGGCAAUCAUUUCUGUGGAGGCAGUAUUGUAAAUCCUUCCUUCAUUCUGACAGCUGCUCAUUGCUUAUACGAUCUCGUCGGAACAAAUACACUUCAUAAAGUGGCCGUUCGUGCUGGUACUUCUACACGUCAAUCAGGUGGUAUUAUGAAGAGAGCUGAAUUCGCCGCAGUCCAUCCUCAAUAUCAACCAAGGACAUUUAUUUGCGAUGUGGCGGUGCUCAAAAUAUUGGGACAAUUUAUUUAUAGUGCUGUUAUUAAACCUGUCGAAUUGGCCAUAUUGUCUUAUCCUACUGGAAUUAGUGUAACACUGAGUGGAUGGGGCAAGACUCACGAUAAGAUCACAGAACUUCCAUAUCAGAUGCAAUCGGUAGAACUUUCACUUUUCUCAACUUCAGAUUGUUCUUCUCCAAGAUUCAUGUAUGGAAAUGAUGUUAGAGGACCAAUGUUAUGUGCAGCUGGACAUGGAACUGGUUCAUGCCAAGGAGAUUCUGGUGGCCCACUUGUUGUUUCUGGUACCAAUACACAGGUCGGAAUUGUAUCGUUUGGAAAGGAAUGCGCACAUCCUGGCUACCCUGGAGUUUAUACCAAAGUUUCCGAUCCCGCUAUAAUGGGUUUCAUUCGGACUUAUGUUAAAUAA